Messenger RNA from Trichoderma virens Gv29-8, 690 nucleotides. RefSeq lists its product as uncharacterized. The record is from RefSeq and is a predicted model, not a curated record. Bases 1 to 690 code for a protein of 229 amino acids. Gene Ontology annotation, biological process: very long-chain fatty acid biosynthetic process; sphingolipid biosynthetic process; fatty acid elongation. Gene Ontology annotation, cellular component: endoplasmic reticulum membrane. Lineage: Eukaryota; Fungi; Ascomycota; Sordariomycetes; Hypocreales; Hypocreaceae. The transcript is spliced from 3 exons. Gene Ontology annotation, molecular function: 3-hydroxyacyl-CoA dehydratase activity.
AUGGCUCCCUCCAAAAAGGCAGCGGCUCCAAAGCCUGCCUCUUCCCCGAUCAAAACCGCCUACCUCAUCCUCUACAAUGUCAUCUCUGCCUUUUUUUGGGGCGUCGUCCUCGAAAAGACAGUAUUCAGGCUCCUCAAUGGCGGCGGUCCCGUAGCUCUCUUCUACGACGUGUUUGAGCAGACAAAAUGGACCCAAACCGCCGCGGCCAUGGAAAUCCUGCACUCCCUCUUCGGAGUCGUUCGAGCCCCCCUCUUCACAACCGUCAUGCAGGUCGCCUCCCGCUUCUUGCUCGUCUGGGGCGUCCUCUUCAUCUACCCCGACCUCGCCAAGGAAACGCCCACCUACAGCUCCAUGCUCAUCGCUUGGUCCGUCACCGAAGUCAUCCGCUACUCGUACUUCGCCCUUAGCCUCUCCGGCUUUACGCCCCGCAUCCUCACCUGGCUGCGAUACAACACCUUCUUCGUGCUGUACCCCAUUGGCAUUUUGAGCGAGUGCUCAAUCAUCUAUCUUGCUGCCGUGGGACCUGCUGCGCACGAGACCGAGUACCCGUGGACGCAGCUGCCGUACAUUCUGUAUGGCAUUUUGGUAAUCUAUGUUCCAGGUGCUUACAUCCUGUACACCCACAUGAUGGCCCAGAGACGAAAGGUCAUGCGUAGCUUGAAGACCAAGAACGAAAAGGCGACUCAAUAA